Dimorphilus gyrociliatus is the source of this 3145-nucleotide messenger RNA. Lineage: Eukaryota; Metazoa; Annelida; Polychaeta; Dinophilidae. The record is from the annotation of a GenBank genome assembly.
UAUGACACUUUUGACAGGUGACUCCAAUAAUAAUCCAGUUAUGCUUACUAAUAACGCCAAUCAAGCACAUGACGACGGUGGCUUAAUAGUUUUGGACAAGUUGACAUCGAAAGGUUUCUCUUGGAAGAGAGAUUUAAAGCGUCAUAUAUCCGAUGUUCACCUUAAACUAAAACCUUUUACUUGUGAUAAAUGUGGUAAAAGCUUUGCUCAAAAAUCCAAGUUAAAGGCUCAUAUUUCAAGUUUUCACGAAGGGAAUCGUCCUUACAAAUGUGAAACAUGUAAUAUAGCAUUCUCUUUGAAAAAAGAUCUAAAUCGUCAUAUUUCUGGAGUUCAUAUGAACAUAAGACCAUUCAAGUGUGACGUUUGUCAGAAGUCAUUCGGUCGAAAGAUUCAUCUUGAACGCCAUACAUCCAGUAUUCAUCUCAAUAGAAGACCAUUCAAAUGCGAACUUUGCGGUUUUGCUGGUGUAAAUACACUUACCAGAUUAAUCUGGAACGGGGUAUCAGUCAUUUUUUUCAAUGAUGUUGAAAGCAACGAACGGUUCAAGGUCAUGGAUGGGAAGGGUAACACACAAAUAUCAAACAACUUUGGACACACGGCAACUAUGGUUAACGAUAAAGGAGAAAAGAGUGUAUUUUACUUAUCUUCACAUUCCCAGUCCGAAAAAAUGAUGGAUAAAGAAAAUUUAACUGAUGAAAGUGUAAAAUUUGAAAAAAAUCCUAUCCAAGAACCAAAAACUCUUAAAAAAGAGGAAUUAAAGAUUUGGAAAUUCCAUCCUAUAGUCAUAUUGAUUUCAGCUACUAUUAUCGAAUCUAUAAGUUCCUGCAUGUUCUCUGCUUAUGGUAUUCUAAUGCUAGCUAUUGUUGACGCUACUGGAGAGAGAACUGGCUAUAUAUCUUGGUUUGGGGGUAUAGCGGGUUUUUCAAUGGGGGUUUCUUCAGUAUUAGUUGGAACUCUAAUCGAGGUGCUGGGUUGCAGAGUUGUUAUUGCUAUUGGCGCAUUAAUAUUCGUUGCUGGACAUGUCUUUUGCGCUUUUACUAGCAAUACACUGAUGCUCAUAAUUGUACUAGGCUUAAGUCAAGGACUAGGAACUUCUUGCUUAUAUAUCACACCUUACGUCAUAGUAGCCCAGUGGUUUGAUAGAAAGAGAUCUGUUGCCUUGUCAGUUGUCUCUUUUGGUAUGGGAUUCGGUAUGUUAGCUUGGAGCCCUAUAGCCGCUUUUUUCAUAGAUAUGUACUUCUGGAGAGGUGCACUAUUAAUUAUUGCAGGGAUUUUUUUGAAUGGUAUGGUUUUAGGACUCUUGCUCAUUCAACCUCCAAGUACAAAGCCCAAAAAGAUGUUGGAUGCGAAACAGGGUUUCAUUAAAUUGUUUGAUAGGAGAUUGCUGAGAAAUAAAGAAUUUAUUUUCGUAAUGUUUGCCUUUUUGUUUGUAUUUUUUGGACAUAAUUCUAUAUACGCAUUCUUACCCAAAAGAACUGCUGAUUUUGGAACAUCUAGAGUUCAAGCAUCCCUUACAAUUACUUUUGCUAAUAUUGUAUCGUGUAUUUGUAGAUUGUUGAUAGGUUUUUUGACAGAACUAAAAUACUUUGACAAAAUGGUCAUGUUUAUAUUAUCGAUAUUUGUGGCCGGUGUAUCAACCAUAAUGACCAUAUUUGUUGAAAAUUUCAUAGGGAUUUCACUAUAUGCUGCAGGAUUUGGAUGUGCUACAGGAGUUUAUAUUGCUAUGAAUAUUCCAGUUUUAAUAAAAUUAUGCGGAACGGAAUUUGUUUCCCAAACAACCGGAUGGAAUAUGUUUAUUGCGGGUCUUGCAUUAACAACCGCAAGAACAAUAAGUGGUUGGAUGUACGACAUAACAAAUGAUUCCUCAGAUAAUGGAAUGAAAAUACCUGAAGACAAAUUAAUUAGAGUAGAUGAAAAUGUUAAGAGGUACGCUUAUGUAAUUCUUGUAUUAUCGUUUACCUUACAAGCCCUGAGUGGUUGUAUGUUUUCGACUUAUGGUGUCCUAUUGGUUAAUAUUGCGGACUCAACCGAAGUCAAUACUGGUUUUAUUUCUUGGUUUGGAGGCAUAGCUAGUCUUAGCUUAGGUUUAUCAUCAGUGUCUACUGGGAUUAUGAUUGAUCUUUUCGGUAGUAAAAUAACAGUGUUCAUUGGAGCUAUAAUUUUCCUUUUGGGACAUGUUGUUUGUGCGUUUGUUAAUAAUUUGUAUGUUGUGAUUAUUAUCCUAGGUCUUAGCCAAGGAUACGGAACGUCUGCAUUUCAGGUUACUUCUUUCAUAAUAACAACAAGAUGGUUUACUAAGAGAAGAUCAUUUGCACUAUCAUUCCUUGCCGGAGGUUUGGGAUUGGGUAUGCUCUCAUGGGGCCCAUUAGCUGCCUAUCUUGCAGAUAUAUACGGCUGGAGGGGAACUUUACUCUUACUUGGUGCUAUAUUUUCAAAUGGUGCUUUUUUGGCUAUGUUAUUAAAAGAACCAAGGGAAACGCUUAAAACCAAUGCGCUUAGUAUAAAACAAACAAUCUUGAAGCUCUUCAAUAAAGAACUAACUAGAAGUCUUCUGUUUUUUACGUAUAUUUCAGUUAUAGGUUUUGUUCAUUUUAGCUACAACGUUCUUAUUGCAUUAUUACCAAGAAAGAUUGUUGACAUGGGUGGUUCGAAUCUAUUAGGCGGUUUAAUGAUAACUAUAGUAACCGGAUCAUCGACAGUUUUAAGAUUUAUUGUUGGAGUGUGUGCGGACAAACCUUAUUUUAAUACCCUAUUUAUAUAUCUAACAUCAGUACUUGUUGCUGGAAUAUCAUCAAUUUGUACAAUGUUUAUACCGAAUGUAUUUGGUUUUAUAGUUUUUGCUGUUAUUUUUGGUUCAUCAUCCGGUAUAUUCAUUGCUUUAAAUAUUCCAUUACCCAUACAAAUAUUCGGUGUAAAAUGGGUGUCGCAUGUUACGUCAUGGAAUAUACUUGUUAUUGGACUCUUCUCAUCAGUUUCACGAACGUUAAGUGGCCGUAUAUACGACUUAACAAAUAAUGCUACUAUAUGUUUUGUAUUUAGUGGAUUUGUACAAAUUGUUGCUGCUGUCUUAAUACUUAUAGUAAUUAUAUUAAUUAGAAAGAAAAAAAAUAUGAAUAACGUUAUUAAUGACAGGCCUUUAGAAUGA